Mesorhabditis spiculigera is the source of this 396-nucleotide messenger RNA. NCBI's taxonomy places the organism in Eukaryota, Metazoa, Nematoda, Chromadorea, Rhabditida, Rhabditidae. The record is from the annotation of a GenBank genome assembly.
AUGAUGAAGCUGCUGUUGACGCUGUGCCUCGUCGCCGCAGCGCUCCUGGAAGUGUCGGCCCGCAUGCAAAAUGUUACGGUUACGGGAAUCGCCGUCUGCCAAAAGAAGCGCCUCUCCAACGUGAAGAUUGAGCUGUGGGACCGUGAUACCCUUGACCCGAAUGACCUCCUCUCGACCGUGUUCACCAACGGCGACGGCGAGUUCACGAUCACUGGUGGAGAGGAUGAGGUCGGAAAGAUUGAGCCCUUCAUCCGCGUCACCCACAACUGCAAGACCAAGCCUUACUGCCAACGUAUCGGUGACUUCGAGGUUCCCCAAGAGAAGAUCGACGGCACCUACGACAUGACGUACCUCACCCUCGAUAUUGCGGUGUCCGGCGAGAAGGAGAAGUGCAUG